This is a messenger RNA of Hydractinia symbiolongicarpus, 447 nucleotides long. RefSeq lists its product as uncharacterized. The transcript has a single exon. The coding region runs from base 1 to 447 and encodes 148 amino acids. NCBI's taxonomy places the organism in Eukaryota, Metazoa, Cnidaria, Hydrozoa, Anthoathecata, Hydractiniidae. The record is from RefSeq and is a predicted model, not a curated record.
AUGAUAAAAGACGCAGCAUCUAUAACAAAUGGGUUAAACGAUUUUUUUGUCCAUAUUGGUUUUAGCCUCUCGGAAAAAAACCCAUCGAGUAGUGAGUAUUUUGUUGCAUAUUUGAAAAGAUAUAACAGUAGGAUGGAAGAAUAUAAUUUAACAAUGGCCGAAUUGAAUACUGCUUUUAACACCUUGCAAAGCAACAAAAGUGCUGGUAUUGAUGAAAUAAGUGUCAACGUCGUAAAAAAUGUGUUUGAUCUGAUUAAGCUUCCCCUUUUUUAUGUAUUUAAUCUAUCUUUAACAGAGGGAAUUAUACCCGAAAAGUUAAAAAUUGCUCGAAUAACACCAAUAUUUAAUUCAGGAGAUCGCACCAAUCUUACUAAUUAUAGAGCUAUCUCAGUACUACCUUGUUUUUCUAAAAUUUUAGAACGCAUUAUGUACAAUAGAAUUGAUUAA